UGCUGUGGGACAUUCAUGAUUUACAACGGCAGUUCAUCAUUUUGACGCCUUUAAUUCCAAUGAAUGACUGUUGAAGAGCAGUCUGUGGACGUUAGGCUCUGAAAUGUCUUAAAUAUCGGGUGUGGAGUGGUUAAACUACCGCAGAGGAGCGGAUAAAGCGAUGCUGAGCGGAGCAGAGAAGUAACGGUAGUUUGUGGCCGGAGGCAGCAUCGCCACUUCGGACUUUUUCCACUGAACGGCUCCGUCCAUCCGAGGAAUGAAGCGACAUGUCCACCAGAGAUGCUAUGGCCGCCUCUUCAUGAGAAGAACCGGAGCAUAGACGGGGCCGAGUAUCCUGCAGCAGGUUUCUGGAGACCGGGAAGGCUUCGGUGGACUAGAACCGGGGCUGAGAAAGGCCGGCUGGACGUCUGAGUGUCCUACAGCAGCCAUGGAGGAGGAGGAGGUGGUCAGCAUGGAGUUUCUGCUGGAGCAGGUGAUGCAGAAGGACGUGGGGAAGAGGCUCCAGGUGGGACAGGAGACCAUAGAGCUCAUUCUGGAUGAGGGCAAGUCCCCAGACCUGGAACAGGACCAGAGCAUGCUGGAUAGGAUGGUGGACUCUGUGGCCAGCUCCUGGGUCAACUCCAGCAACUUUAAGGUGGUUUUAUUGGGGAUGGACAUCCUCUCAGCUCUGGUCAGCAGACUCCAGGAGAGAUUCAGGACACAGGUUGGAACAGUUCUGCCGAGUCUGAUGGAUCGACUUGGAGACGCCAAGGACCAAGUUCGAGACCAGGACCAAGCCCUGCUGCUGAAGAUUAUGGACCAGGCUGCAAACCCACAGUAUGUGUGGGAGAGAAUGAUGGGAGGAUUUAAACACAAAAACAACCGGACCAGAGAAGGCCUCUGCCUCUGCCUCAUCUCCACCCUGAAUGUGUUUGGGUCUCAGAGUCUGACUCUCAGUAAAAUCGUUCCUCACAUCUGUAACCUCCUCGGAGAUCCAACAAGUCAGGUACGUGAUGGUGCCAUGAACUGCCUCAUAGAGAUCUACCGCCACGUGGGAGAACGAGUGAGAAUUGACCUGGGAAAGAAGGGACUGCCUCAGUCACGGCUGAACGUCAUCUUCAGUAAAUUUGAUGAAGUUCAGCGAUCGGGGAACAUGGUUCUGUCUCCACUAUCAGACAAGAACUUCGAGGAUGAUGACUCGGUGGAUGGAGGCCGCUCCUCGUCUUCGUCCAAAGGAGCCUCGCUGUCAGGAAGGAAGGCGGUGAGCAUGGGUUCAUUUCGCCGCCCCGCCUCCGCCUCAAGCACCAAGUCUGCAGGGAGGGACGGGUCGGGGGCUGGAGCUGUGGAUGAGGAAGACUUCAUCCAGGCCUUUGAGGAUGUUCCCACAGUACAGAUCUACUCUAACAGGGAAGUGGAGGAGGCCAUGACAAAGAUCCGAGACGUUCUGUCAGACGAUAAGAGGGACUGGGAGCUCAGAGUGGCAGCUCUGAAGAAGGUGCGUUCGCUGCUCCUGGCCGGCGCAGCAGAGUUUGACGGGUUUGCUCAGCAACUGCGCCUCAUGGAGGCGGCGUUCAAGUUGUCCGCAAAAGACCUACGCUCUCAGGUGGUGCGAGAGGCCUGCAUCACUCUGGGUCACCUGUCGUCGGUGCUGGGCAGUCGGUUCGACCACGCAGCCGAGGCCAUCAUGCCGAUCCUCCUCAACCUGGUCCCCAACAGUGCCAAAGUCAUGGCCACCUCCGGCAUGGCCGCCAUCCGCCUCAUCCUCAGACAUACACACUUCCCACGCCUCAUCCCCAUCAUCACCAGCAACUGUACCUCCAAAUCUGUGGCUGUGAGAAGACGCUGCUACGAGUUCUUGGACCUGAUGCUGCAGGAGUGGCAGACGAGCUCUUUAGAGAGACAUGGAACAGUUUUAAUGGAGACGAUAAAGAAAGGGGUCCACGAUGCAGACGCCGAGGCUCGCUCUGUGGCCAGAAAGUGCUACUGGGGCUUCCACGGUCACUUCCGCCGGGAGGCGGAGCAGCUGUUCCAGAGCCUGGAGUCGUCCUAUCAGAAAGCUCUACAGGCUCACCUGAGAAGCGGAGACAGUCUGAUGUCUCUGCCCGCCUCCGACCGCUCGUCCUCGUCCUCACAGGAGAGCCUCAAUCGACCUCUGUCUGUAAAAAGCAGCUUUGGGAGCGGCUCAACCCGCUCCAAAGCGACUCACACCAGGGCGCCGACCACAGCCUCCUCUCCGGGUUCCCUCCAACGCUCUCGCAGCGAUGUAGAUGUAAACGCAGCAGCGACCGCCACAGCCCGCACCAGGAUGCCUGCCGUCCCCUCGGCCGUGACGUCGUCGCCCUUUAGCUCCGCCUCUGCCCUUCCUCCCGGGUCCUACGCUUCACUGGGUCGAGUCCGGACCCGGAGAACGAGUUCAGGGAACGGUCCGAGUGUGACGGACAGCCGAGGAAGGAGCCGAGGGAAAGUCGUCUCCCAGUCUCAGCCCGGCAGUAGGUCUGGGUCUCCAGGCCGCCUGCUGAGCUCUUCGUACGGCCGGAUCCCGAGGCCGACCAUGGGCACCGCCGCCGCCACAGCCGGCAGCGCCUCCACCGGCCUGACCGACAAGAGCCGGACCCGAGGUCACCGCAGCCAGGGCUGCAGCCGAGAGACGAGCCCCACCCGGUCAGGAACAGCCCGCAGCAGAAUCCCCCGACCGAGCAUGAGUCAGGGCUGCAGCCGCGAAACCAGUCGCGAGAGCAGCCGCGACACCAGCCCCGCCAGGGGUUUCUCCCCCCUGGACCGUCUGUCUCAUCAGGCUCGAAUCUCCGCCUCCGUCAACGCCAUGAGGAUCCUCAACACCGGCACUGACGUGGAGGCGGCUGUGGCCGAUGCUCUGCUCUUAGGGGACUCGAGGAGUAAGCGGAGGCCCGUGAGGCGGCGUUUUGAGUCUCCAGGGAUGUACUCAGACGAUGACGCCAACAGCGACGCCUCCAGCGCCUGCUCCGAGCGCUCUUUCAGCUCACGUAACGGCGGCAUGGCUCCACACUACCUUCGCCAGACGGAGGAUGUGGCCGAGGUGCUGAACCACUGCGCCAGCGCCAACUGGUCGGAGAGGAAGGAGGGGCUGCUGGGGCUGCAGAACCUGCUCAAGAGCCAGAGGAUGCUCAGUCGUGUGGAGCUGAAGCGGCUCUGUGAGAUCUUCACCAGGAUGUUUGCAGACCCUCACAGUAAGAGAGUGUUCAGCAUGUUCCUGGAGACCCUGGUGGACUUCAUCAUCCUGCACCGUGAGGACCUGCAGGACUGGCUCUUUGUCCUGCUCACUCAGCUUCUGAAGAAGAUGGGAGCCGACCUGCUGGGCUCCGUCCAAGCCAAAGUCCAGAAGGCUCUGGACGUCACCAGAGAGUCUUUUCCUUACGAGCAGCAGUUCAACAUCCUGAUGCGUUUCAUCGUGGAUCAGACGCAGACGCCCAACCUAAAGGUGAAGGUGGCCAUCCUUCGCUACAUUGAGGCACUUGCUCGCCAAAUGGACCCGGCCGACUUCGUCAACUCCAGCGAGACUCGCCUGGCCGUCUCACGCAUCAUCACCUGGACCACCGAGCCAAAGAGCUCCGACGUCCGCAAGACCCUUCAAAACUGGGCAGGGGAGGAUUUCUCAGGCCGAGCCAGCACCGCGGCCUCUCUGCCUGGGGAGGGCAACCUGGAGGAGAGGUGCAAGCAGGCGGCCCAGGUGGUGCUGAUCGCCUUAUUCGAGCUAAACACACCGGAGUUCACCAUGCUGCUGGGCGCUCUGCCCAAGACCUUCCAGGACGGGACCACCAAGCUGCUGCACAACCACCUGAGACACGCCAGCGCCAGCAGCGGCAUCGGCAUGGCGUCUCCCAGUAACACAGCCGGUCGGACGCCUCCUCGGCAGCCCAACAGCCGCAGCAGCCCGCUCACCUCCCCGACUAACUGCUCCCAUGGCGGCCUCUCUCCCAGCAACAUGCUGGAGUACGACAGUGAGAAUCUGAACUCGGAGGAGAUCUACAGCUCGCUCCGCGGCGUCACAGAGGCCAUCCAGAACUUCAGCUUCAGAAGCCAAGAGGACCUGAUGGAGCCGCUGAGACGAGAUGGGAAGAGGGACGGCAUGUCUGGAGUCGCAGCAUCCUCAGAUUCAGACCCUCGACUCUGUGGCGACAUGAUUGGAGGUGGGCGCACAGCUCUGGACAACAAGACGUCGCUACUGAACACGCCUUCGCCACGCUCGUUCUCUGGCCCUCGCUUCAGAGACUACAACCCCUACAACUACACGGACAGCAUCAGCACACUGGACAAAGCCGCCCUGAAGGAGGCGCUGUACGAAGACGCUGUGGAGCAGAUGAGAGACGGAUGCCGACAAGAAUGUGUGGAGAACAAGAUCAUGAACCCCAAGAACUUCCCAGUUGCUCCCGCUGAGCAGCUGGAGCUGGUCGGAGGGCUCCUGAAGGAGCUCUCUCAGGGCCAAGCAGGGGAACGGGGCCCAGAGGAGCGCCGGGGGACCCUGCUAGAGCUGCUGAAGGUGGCCCGCGAGGACAGCCUGGUGGUGUGGGAGGAGCACUUCAAGACUAUGCUGCUGCUGCUGCUGGAGACACUGGGAGACAAAGAUCACACGAUCCGAGCCCUGUCCCUGAGAGUCCUGAAGGAGAUUCUGAGGAACCAGCCAGCCCGCUUUAAGAACUACGCUGAGCUGACCAUCAUGAAGACGCUGGAGGCUCAUAAAGACUCGCACAAGGAGGUGGUGCGAGCAGCAGAAGAGGCUGCCUCCACGCUGGCGGGCUCCAUCCAUCCCGAACAGUGCAUUAAGGUCCUCUGUCCCAUCGUCCAGACUGCGGACUACCCCAUCAACCUCGCCGCCAUCAAGAUGCAGACCAGAGCCAUCGAACGCAUCGCCAAGGAGCCGCUCCAUCAGCUGCUCUCCGACAUCAUACCUGGACUCCUGCAGGGCUAUGACAACACGGAGAGCAGCGUGAGGAAGGCAAGCGUCUUCUGUCUGGUGGCGAUCUACUCUGUGAUUGGAGAGGAGCUGAAGCCGUACCUGGCUCAGCUCACUGGCAGCAAGAUGAAGCUUCUCAACCUCUACAUCAAGAGGGCCCAGACCUCCACCAGCAACAGCAGCAGCUCCUCUGACAUCUCCUCCUACUGACCUCCUCUCUGUCUCUGAAACCUCUCCAUUCCAGCCUUCCAGAGCCUUCCAGGCGCUCUCUGUAGGACCAUCUCUCUCAUCUCUAUGGUUGUCCCCAUACCUGAAUUUACUGAUACCGCAGCUGCAGAAAGAGAAACCCCAGAAAACAAAAGUUGGGUGAUUUCUUGUUUUUAACUUCCAGAAAUUUCACUCAAACUCCUGCACAUGUUGGGAAUGUUUCGAUACCAAAACAUUCCCAACGUAUUUGUGCAAUUUAGACCAGAUGUGGGAGUUUUUUUUACUACUGAUCAUCAAAAUAAUGAGGAUUUUAUUGUUUAAAACACCUGGUAUCAAAAGGUAUUUGACAUCCUUGCUCAUUUCCAAACCAGCUCUUUCCACUUCAACCCUUAAACUUAAAGCUGAAAUCCUUGUCUUUAAAGCUUUGCUAAAACGAUCCAUGACAAACCUCUCCUCUUUCUCUAGAGUCAUGAGCCUUAAAACUUUAUCUUCCAUCCAUGUAUGAUGGAUCAACACUCCAUUUUUAGAUCUCCUCUUCCUAUUCAUGAUGUCUUUUUCCAGCUGGACCUGAGGAGCAGCUUAAAGGUUGAUCUGAACAUUCUAUGGUCUUCUCAUGAAAGUGUGAGGUGAGCUUCUAACGGUGGAAAAGAGGAGAGUUUCCCCUGUGGCUGUCAGUAUUUGUACUCACUUUUAGAACCUUUAAACCACUUCUUUUAACACUUCAUUUUUGCUUUGACACAUCAAACCUUAUUGUAUAUUGAAUGUAAAGAGCUUUGACAGGAUGUGGAUCUCACCUGUGUUUCUCCUUCCUGAACUACUGCCUCGUUGUACCUGGUGGAUCAAUCUUAAAGGAAUGUUUUGAAAUUUUAACAUGUGCAUUAGAUGAAAGAUUAGCUGCACUGAGCGGUGAUAGACAGUGGCACUUUGGGCUGAAUUAAAGGGUCCAUCUGAAGCGUUACAAAUAAAAACACAAUAAUGAGUCAACAGCUGAAGAAGUUAGCUGUUGUUGUACUCAUUAAUGUGACAGUAACGAGUGUUAGUUUUAAAAAUGUGAAUCUAAUCCCAUGUUAGUUUACAAUGAAGGAUCAUUUGGCUGGCCAAUGAUUUCAAGCACUACAGAAAGCUUAACUAAAGAGUCCGACUACCAGCAGCAGACAUCAGUGUUGUUUAAAGUAGAACAGACAAUUUUAUAGAGUAAAGAAAAUAAGUAAUAAUCAUUCUGUGCAACACUUAUCAGCUGGAUCCUACGGAAGAGUAUAAGGUCCACUGGAAAACAUCUUAUGAGAUCCAGCUUUUAAUCAAAGAAAGGUCAAAAUUUUAGAGAAAAAAGGCAGAAUUCAUAGAUUAAAGUCAGAACUCUGAAGUAAAAGUUGGAAUUCUGAGAUCAGAUACAUCAUUGCAAGAUCAAAGUCAUAAUUCAAAGAUCAAAAUCAUAAUUACAAGAUCAAAGUCAGAAUUCAAAGAUCAAAGUCAAAUUCUGAGAUCAAAGUCAG
Molecule: messenger RNA, 6609 nt
Organism: Cheilinus undulatus (humphead wrasse)
Lineage: Eukaryota; Metazoa; Chordata; Actinopteri; Labriformes; Labridae
Product: CLIP-associating protein 1-B-like
Exons: 40
Coding region: 428-5119 (1563 amino acids)
Biological process (GO): mitotic spindle assembly
Cellular component (GO): cytoplasmic microtubule; mitotic spindle; spindle microtubule
Molecular function (GO): microtubule binding; kinetochore binding
Source: RefSeq, a predicted model, not a curated record